ACGAGUGAAAACGACCUGGUGAAAAGACCGAUAUUGGUGCAUGAUUUCCCGAGAAAUAAAAAUCAACGAAUGUAUCCAAUCGUCACUACUGCUUAUCCAAGGCUGGACCAAUGGUCGGCAAGUAGCACGAGGCUAUCAACCAGCCGAAUGUAACAGCACCGUCAACCAAGUUAGUUGGCGAAACCUUCGAGCUGUAGCUAUCACAUCCUUGAUCAUUGUCAACCAACACCUCCUGCAGUCGUCAACAAACUCUGAUCCUCAACUGGGCUGACUAUCAUGUACACUUCCAUCAUUCGCAUCUGUGUGGCCUGCGCACUCUUUGCUGUGACCUUCGCCGAGAUACCAUCGUACAUAAAAAUAUGUAAUCGAAAGGAUCCAGACAUAAAUAAUUGUGUAUUAAAUUCAAUUGAGCAAUUACGAAGCAAAUUGAAGACAGGAAUUCCAGAAUUAGAGGUUCCAGCAAUGGAACCGCUUACAUUAAAACAUAUACGGCUAUUGAGAGGUCCUCAAGCUGCAAGGCUCGAUGUCAACCUUACAAAUAUACAGAUAUUUGGGCCAUCAAUGUUUAAAAUCCGAGAUUUAAAAAUUGACCCGGAUAAUGUGUUUAUUACUUUCAAAGUUGGCUUCCAAAAACUUGACUUCCGAAGAAAAUAUCAAAUAAAUGCACAAAUUCUUUUGCUGAACAUAGUUGGAGAUGGAGAUCUCACUGGAUCUUUCCUUGGUUACGAUAGUGACUGUUUGAUGAAAAGUCAAAAAAUUGUUAAAAAUAACAAUACAUAUGUGAACUUUGAAAAGAUGAAAAUUAAAAUCAAAAUAAACAAAGCUGUACUCAAUUUUGAAAAUCUAUUUGGUGGCGAUUCUGUUCUUGGAUCAGCGAGCAACGAAAUUUUGAAUUCAAAUAGCGACUUCAUAAUAGAUGAAAUAAAACCAGUACUAGAAGAUAGCUUGUCAGAUCUCUUCACAAGAAUUGCAAACAAGAUCACCUUAAAGUUCACAUACGACGAUUUGUUCCCGAAUAAUUAAUCUUUUU
Molecule: messenger RNA, 1030 nt
Organism: Mycetomoellerius zeteki
Lineage: Eukaryota; Metazoa; Arthropoda; Insecta; Hymenoptera; Formicidae
Product: circadian clock-controlled protein
Exons: 6
Coding region: 277-1023 (248 amino acids)
Biological process (GO): multicellular organismal reproductive process
Source: RefSeq, a predicted model, not a curated record